Messenger RNA from Quercus robur (English oak), 2766 nucleotides. RefSeq lists its product as uncharacterized. The record is from RefSeq and is a predicted model, not a curated record. The transcript is spliced from 5 exons. Bases 1 to 2766 code for a protein of 921 amino acids. NCBI's taxonomy places the organism in Eukaryota, Viridiplantae, Streptophyta, Magnoliopsida, Fagales, Fagaceae.
AUGGAUAAAAGUUGGACGCAUGAAACUGAUAGAACUAGUACACAAUAUAGUGAAGGUGUUAAGCAGUCCAUUAACAUGGCACGUGGCCAUGAGGAUCGAGUUGGUAGGAUUAAGUGUCCAUGUUGUAAAUGCACAAAUCGAUAUUAUCAACAUAUAGAUGCGGUGGAGACUCAUUUGAUUGUGAAUAGAUUUGAUUUGAAUUACAUCGAAUGGAUAUUUCAUGGGAAAGAAGAUCCGUUUUUUAAACACGUGCAAGCUGAGCAUAAUGAUGAUAAUUCACAAGCAAAGGACAUUGAUGACGUUGGAAAAAUGUUAGAUGACAUUUAUAGGGGGACAUUUCCAGAUGCAAAUAUAGGUUGCAAGAAGUUUUCUAAACUCUCUUUUUGUAUGAAGCUGCUUCAUAUAAAGAAACUUUGCAAUUGGAGUGAUAAGUCGUUUGAUUUGAUGAUUGACUUGAUAAAGCAGGCGGUCCCAGAUGGAGAGUCAUUGCCAAAAUCGUAUUAUGAAGCAAAGCAGUUUAGGCGAGACUUGGGUUUUAGCUAUGAGUUGAUACAUGUAUGCAAAAAAGUGUGUACACUUUUCUUGAAGGAACAUGCUGAUAAAGAAGAAUGCCCAAAAUGUCAUACUUCAAGAUGGAAAGAGGACAAUGGUAAAGAUUCUCGCAAUGUGCGACUUGGUUUAGCAAGCGAUGGGUUCAAUCCAUUUGGUAACAUGAGUACAUCAUAUAGCAUGUGGCCAGUAGUACUUAUGCCGUAUAAUUUACCUCCACGGAGGUGUAUGAAAGAUCCAUAUAUGAUUUUGUCCUUACUUAUUCCUGGACGUAAGGCACCUGGAAACAAAAUUGAUGUGUACUUGCGGCCGUUGGUGGAUGAUUUAAAAGAAUUAUGGAAUGAAGGCAUCAAGACAUAUGACGCAUCAACGCAACAUUCAUUUAAGUUGCAUGCAACGUUAUUAUGGACUAUAAAUUAUUUUCCUGCAUAUGCGAACUUAUCUGGGUGGUCUACCAAGGGAAAGUUAGCAUGUUCCAUAUGUAAUGAGAAUACAGAGUCGAGUUAUUUGAAGUUUAGCCACAAAUUGUGUUACAUGGGUUAUUGUCGAUUCUUACCUCAAGAGCAUAACUGGCGCAAAAAAAAAGAAUUUUUUGAUGGAACUGAAGAGCAUAGGAUAGCCCCUAAUGAAUUAUCAGGAGAUCAAUUGUUACAACAACUAAUGAAUGUUCCAGAAGUGCAAUUUGGAGAUUAUGAAGCUACAAGAAAAAGAAAGCGCACGAAGAUUGAGUUGAAUUGGACAAAGAAAAGAAUGAAAAGCCAUGAUUUUCAUGUACUCUCACAACGAUUACUUCCUGUUGCAAUUUGUGGAUAUUUCAAUGAUAAUAUACGUACAACAUUGACUAAAUUGUGUUUAUUUUUUAAGGACUUGUGUUCACGAACAUUGAAGUUAGAUGUCUUAAAUCAAAUGAAGGAAGACAUUGUUGUGAUUUUAUGCAAAAUGGAAAUGAUAUUUCCACCCGCUUUUUUCGAUAUAAUGGUAUAUUUAGCUCUUCAUUUACCUCGAGAGGUAGAGAUUACAUGCCCUGUUCAAUUUCACUGGAUGUAUCCAAUUGAAAGGUUUCUUGGUACAUUAAAGCGGUUUGUGCGAAAUAGAGCACGUCCAGAAGGGUCAAUUGCUGAGGGAUAUUUAUCUAUUGAAUGUUUGACAUUCUGCUCUAUGUAUCUUUGUGAGAUUGAGACAGUAUGGAGUUGUGAGGAGCGGAAUAGCAACAGGUGCCAGGGGGAAAGGGAUGUAGGCUUGUCUGUUUUUUCACAACCAGUACGUCUUUUAGGAGUAGCAAAAUAUGUAAGACUUGAUGAUACGCAUCUCACAUGGGCUCGAUGGUAUGUGCUUAGCAAUUGCUCAGAAAUUGAUUCAAACAAAACUGAACAUUAUUUGGAGAUCCAGGGAGAAGGCAUCAUUAACAUUGAUCAUAAGCAUGAAGUUGAAUUCGAAAAUUGGUUCAAAGAUCGUAUAUGUGGGAGUAAUGUGACAAAUGUGUCAAAAGAAUUAAAUAGUCUUGCAUGCGGAUUUGAUGCUCUAGUUGCAGUUUACCAAGGUUGCAUUGUGAAUGGUGUUAGGUUCCACACAAAAGACCGUGAACAUACUCGUCGUACUCAAAAUAGCGGUGUCUUUGUUCCGGGUGAAGAUGGUGGAACAAAAACUAACUAUUAUGGUGAGUUGAGGAAUGUUUUGGAACUAACCUACAUGGGCAAUAAUCGUGUAUAUUUAUUUGAGUGUGAUUGGUGGGACACUAGGGAUGUAAUAGGAAUGCAAAGGGAUGAGCAUUGUACAAGUGUGAAUACAUCUCGUAUAUGGUAUCAUUCUGACCCAUUUAUCUUAGCAUGCCAAACUUCACAAGUUUUUUACUUGAAUGAUUCCAAAUUGGGCAGUAGUUGGCGAGUAGUGCAACAUAUGACGCACAGAAACAUGUAUGAUAUUCCCACAGGCACAGAGAAAGUGCAUGAAGAUAAUGGUAAUGCGGUAUACCAAGAAAGUGAAUGUAUUGGGGUUAAUGCAACAGUUCAACAAGAAAAUGAUGAAGACUCAACUUUGUUACAUAGAGAUGGUGUGCCAGCAAUAGAUUUAGGGGACUUAAUACCUGUUGAUGAUGUAUAUGUGCAACUUGAUGAAAGUAUGUUCAUCAAUGAUGACUUGUCUAAUGAGGAAUGGGAUACAGAUUCCAACAAUGAAGAAGAAACAUAUAGUGAUGACGAUGUUUCAAGCUCAGAUUAG